CAAGCAGCUUUAUCCAAAGGAUAUAUUCAAACUCCUUCAAAUUUAGAAGCUAUUAAAAACUUUUUAAAAUAUAUGGCACAUGCAUUGAUAGUCCAAAAAUCAGAGAAAGAUAAUAAUAUUAAUGAAAAGGAUAAUGACGUUAAUUGGAAUUGGAACGAAAUCAAUUGGCCAGAAGUAGGAAGAAAAUUAUAUAUUAUCUAUAAAAUGAAUAAAGAGACAGGACCGUGUCAUUGGCCCAAAUAUGAUUUUAUUAAAGACGUGAUUGAUAUACCUAAUAAAGAAUUUGAUCCUUAUUUUGAUAACACAAAAAGAGGAAAUAUCUCUGAUGAACAACUUCAUGUGUAUUUUAAAAGUAAAAAAAAGAGAAUACGCAAAAAUUUUGAUACUAUUAUUUGCACAAAUGAUGAUAAAAUAAAACAUCAACUACGAUAUGCUACACUUCUAAAACCAUUAUUGAUUCCAUUAUGGCAUAGUCUUUCCAUUUCUCCUUUAGCACUCCGAUAUAUAGCUAAUUCUAUCUCGAACUUUUAUAAUUCAUUUACCGCAAAGACUUACGUCAUCUCUUCUGGAUCAAGGCACGGUCAUUCAGAUACUUUGGUUCUUGUUGGAAUUAUUAAAUCUGUCUUGGAAGAUUUAAAGAAGAAAGAGAGAUUUUAUUAA
This is a messenger RNA of Racocetra persica, 660 nucleotides long. The record is from the annotation of a GenBank genome assembly. Lineage: Eukaryota; Fungi; Glomeromycota; Glomeromycetes; Diversisporales; Gigasporaceae.